Molecule: messenger RNA, 3888 nt
Organism: Acanthopagrus latus (yellowfin seabream)
Lineage: Eukaryota; Metazoa; Chordata; Actinopteri; Spariformes; Sparidae
Product: cyclin-dependent kinase-like 5
Exons: 19
Coding region: 316-3408 (1030 amino acids)
Biological process (GO): regulation of dendrite development; protein phosphorylation; positive regulation of axon extension
Cellular component (GO): nucleus; dendrite cytoplasm
Molecular function (GO): ATP binding; protein kinase activity
Source: RefSeq, a predicted model, not a curated record
GGAUAUAUCGGCCCGGUUCCAUCAUUUUUGUUCCCCAAACAGUGACUGAGUGAGUAGUUUAUUUACUGAUCAUAAAGAUAAGAACUGUGAGCUUCAGCUACAAUGUGAAUAUCUUCUCCAAGGCUCCCUGUGAAAAAGAGACGUUACCAAGCUUGAGGUAAAAGCGAGAAACUGGUGAAGGCAUGUGUCGGAUAUUAUGGCUCACAUCUGGCACUCGCCCCUCGGGAGCCAACAGCUGGCCGCCUCUUGCCAUCCUGUAGCUGGACCUCCUCCGCCUGAGCUCCAUGUGCCUCCCGCAACAUACCUUUCGACUUCAUGAAGAUCCUUGACAUCGGUGAUGUAAUGAAUAAAUUUGAAGUCCUUGGGAUCGUGGGUGAAGGUGCCUAUGGUGUUGUUUUGAAGUGCCGACACAAGGAGACAAAUGAAAUUGUGGCCAUUAAAAAAUUCAAGGACAGUGAAGAAAAUGAAGAGGUUAAAGAAACGACGCUACGGGAGCUCAAGAUGCUCCGCACCCUCAAGCAGGAGAAUAUUGUGGAGUUGAAGGAGGCGUUCCGCAGAAGAGGAAAGCUGUAUCUCGUCUUUGAGUAUGUGGAGAAGAACAUGCUCGAGCUGCUUGAGGAGUUACCCAACGGCGUGCCGACUGACAAAGCUCGCAGCUACAUUUACCAGUUAAUCCGAGCAAUUCACUGGUGCCACAAGCAUGACAUAGUGCACCGGGACAUAAAGCCAGAAAACCUUCUCAUCAGCUCUGAUGACGUCCUCAAGUUAUGUGACUUCGGCUUUGCACGUAAUCUCUCUGAGGGGACUGAUGCCAAUUACACCGAGUAUGUGGCCACUAGAUGGUACCGCUCUCCAGAGCUCCUGCUCGGGGCUCCUUACGGGAAGGCGGUGGACAUGUGGUCAGUGGGCUGCAUCUUAGGAGAGCUUAGCGAUGGGCAGCCUCUGUUCCCGGGAGAGAGUGAGAUCGACCAGCUCUUCACCAUCCAGAAAGUGUUGGGACCCCUGCCACCAGAACAGAUGAAGCUCUUCUAUAACAACCCCCGCUUCCACGGGCUGCGGUUCCCUGCUGUGAACCACCCCCAGACCUUGGAGCGGAGAUACCUGGGAAUCAUCGGCGGAGCCCUGCUGGACCUGUUGAAGAACCUGCUGCUGCUCAACCCGACAGAACGCUUUCUCACAGAGCAGAGCCUGAACCACCACGCCUUCCAGACCCUGCGGCUGGUGGAGCGGCCCGGCCCACCCACACCUACACCUGUACGCUCAUCCAAGAGAAAACCGCACCAUGGAGACAACACCACCCCCAGCAGGAGCCAUGGGGGAAAGAGCUCAGGAGGCCACCGCUCCAGCAGCAGAGAGUGCUCCAGCUUACCGCGGCACGAAGACCUCCACCCCAACAACGAUGGCUUUCUCAACGGCAACAUGCCUGCAGCGAUCAACCUCAGUCCCACUCUGCAUCCCAAGAACUACCAGCCACAGAUCUACAACCACUCCACCUCGUGCAACAUGGACCUGGCCAGCAGCAACCUGCCUCAUCUGCUCAGCCCUGGUGAAGCCAAAAGCAAGGGCGACUUUGAGAUUAACCUGGGGUCCAAGGUGUCCGACGGCCCCGGAGCCAAGUACCUCAAAUCCAACUUCCGCUCGCAGCAGAACCGCCAUUCUUUUGUGGAGGGGAAGACCAACACGCUUCAAUCUGGGGAGAAACACAGUCGACACAGCUACAUGGAGGCCCACAGCUCCACGCCCUCGUCCAAGUUCGCCUACCUGAACUUGUCCAAGAGCUACGGCACGCUUAGCGAUGCCAAGUCGGUGGGGAACUUAAAUGAUGUGCAUCUUUACGCUGAUGAGCCCACAUCUCGAUAUUUUCCCUCCAGCUGCCUGGACCUCACAGCCCCGAGCAGCCCAGCACCCCGCCGGGUGGACAGGCUGGGACCCGGCGCAGCUGGCAGAGGAAGCAUGCGGGAGAGAGAGAGCAACACUCUGGACUCAUCCUACAGGCGCUCCUCCACCCGCCACAAGGCCUCAGAGGAGGCCAAGUCACCAGAUUCCCUAGACCCUGGGGACAGCGGCGUUGAGAGGAGCCACGCUCACUCUCUGUCUGCCCCACAUGACCCUCUAGCUUACGGUCAGGGAUACACCAGCCCCUUCUCCUCCCAGCAGCGACCGCACCGCCACUCCAUGUACGUACGGAGGGACCACCAGAGGACACAUGGGGCGGAUGAGGGGCUGUCGGUGGGGCAGGGGGUGCCUACCAGAGCCAGCAGCCUACAGCUCCUGUCUCCGCAGCUCCAGCACCGCACACUGCCUCGCCACUCUGGGGGCUCAUCCAGAGAGGAAGACAUGAGUAGGAGCGAACAGGCACCCACUGAGGUCAUCCACAGCAGACCCCCAAUAAGGGACUCCACAAGGGACAACACCGCAUCUUUUCACACACAGCGGCAAAAAAGCGAGGUUGGCUUAUAUCAUGACCAGCAAACAGAAGACGGGGGCUCCUCCAAAGAGAACCGCAACAUCUACAGUGAAUCCAUGCCCAGGAGGGUGGGCAGCUUCUACCGAGUCCCUUCUCCCCGGCCAGACAACUCCUUCCAUGACAGCCGAGGUCAGAGCCGGGCCGGGGAUGGAACGAACCACUCCAAACGCCAGCCGGCAUUUGACCCCUGGACUGGCCCAGAUACCGUCGUGUUGAACUCCUCUGAGCCGUCCAAAGAAAAGGAGAAGCAGGGUUUCUUCAGAGCAAUAAAGAAGAAGAAGAAAAAAUCUCAAAUGAUGCAAGUCCCUGAAGGAAGGCCGCCUGUCAUCAAGAAAUGUCUUUUCCCUCUGUUUAGCCCAAAGAAUAACAAAAAGCAUAGUUCCUCUGUGAGAGUCCUCCCUGUAGUGUCCUCUUCCAUGGUUCCUAACGAAGGGGUCGACACAGUCAUCCAGAAGUCCUCCAGGUCCUCCAGUCACCAGAGCAGCCGCCACAGGAGCCGUGACAAGAGCAGAGACCGGGACCAAGACCGAGACAGGGACAAGGACUGGCCUCCUGAGAAACUGUCCGAUUCACACUCGCCGAGCCAGCCACUCAAGUCUCUGCGCAAGCUCCUGCACCUUUCGUCCUCGUCCUCCAACCAGACCGCACAGUCUGACAUGCGCUACCAGCCGCUGCCUAAUUCAGCCUCCGCUCAAGGUGGAUUCACAGAAAGCCGGGGUCACUCAGGGGUCAGCACGCCCCAGCUGAAGAGCCGACAGGCAGCCUACCCGCUGCCCGGACAGCUCGAGUCCGGCUGGCACACGUCUGCCCUCGGCCGCCCGGAGGGGAACCCUUACCCGGAGCAAAUGGGCAUCAAGGGAGGCCAGAACGGGCACGGCUUCGGACGCCCCUCCAGGUCCCGUAUGCCAAACCUCAACGACCUGAAAGAGACGGCUCUGUGAUCUCGGUCACCCUGCAGCUCUCAGAUCCACUUCAGACUCCUCCGUUUCCCCUUCUGUUGCUCCUACAUGUCCCUUGCGUAACAGUACACCCCUGCUGAACACACAGAAACACACACACACACACACACACACAGACACGCACACACACACACACACACACACACACAGAUACCAAACCUUCAGUUUUAAACAUUGCUUGCAAACAGGCCAAAAGCCUUUUUAUGUCUUCAUUUUUUUAAAGCUUCCAUGUUUGAUAGACUUUAUAUUAUUACUUCUGUAAUUCUGACUAUAAUUUGUAUGAUAAAGUAAAUAUAUUACAAAUUAAAUAUAUAUAAAUGGAUAGAUAAAGUGUAGAUUUUAAGUGUAAGUAUUUUUGUUUCUAUUCGAUAUAGAAAUCUAGUACAUUUUACUGCGUAGUAUUUCCUUAAGACUAUCUAAGGCAUUCUAAACAAAUAAAGUUUUAUCAGUUGUUACAAUAGA